Salvia miltiorrhiza (redroot sage) is the source of this 1282-nucleotide messenger RNA. Its product is annotated as chlorophyll a-b binding protein 6, chloroplastic. Gene Ontology annotation, biological process: photosynthesis, light harvesting in photosystem I; response to light stimulus. Gene Ontology annotation, cellular component: membrane. Lineage: Eukaryota; Viridiplantae; Streptophyta; Magnoliopsida; Lamiales; Lamiaceae. The transcript is spliced from 4 exons. Bases 471 to 1199 code for a protein of 242 amino acids. The record is from RefSeq and is a predicted model, not a curated record.
AGCGUGGAAUCAUAUUUUUUGUGACCAUCAAUAUCUUGUUCCUGCAUCUAAAAUGUUUGUGUUGUGUAGAUUGAUGAUGCCAGAAUUCACUUAUCAAAAAUCAUAUUUUCUACUUUUCAAAAAUAAAAAAUCAUCUUUUCUUUUUUAAAUAAAUAGAAGCAGUUAUAUUCCAAGCCCAAAAUGUGAAUAUUUGGAAAGUAGAUAAUAAUGAAUAAAUCCAUUGAAGAUAUUGUCUGAUUUUUGAGACUCCGUGUUAAACCUCGACCAUGGAAAGACAUUCACAAUAUCCACAUCAACAUGUGAUUGGAUGAUACACGUGGACCAAUAGCAUGAGAGGUAGCAGAACCCUCAGCCAAUAACAAUCAGCAUUUGGAUUUGCCUAUAUCCUCCAUCACCAUCUACUUAGUGAGCUUCCUCCAACAAUUCUCUCCAUUGCCGAGCCAAUCUCACUUCUCAUCCCCCCAUCAAGAAUGGCAGCCAACACCAUCAUGAGCUGCGGUGUCGCAGCCGCUGCCGUCUGCCCCUCCGUCCUCUCCUCCUCCAAGUCGAAAUUCGCCUCCUCCGUCACCUUCGGCACUAAUGCCACCACCUCCAGGUUCACCAUGUCCGCCGAGUGGAUGCCGGGCGAGCCCCGCCCACCCUACCUCGAUGGCUCCGCUCCAGGAGAUUUCGGAUUCGACCCACUUGGGCUAGGGGCAGUCCCGGAAAACCUAGAGAGAUUUAAGGAGUCGGAGAUCUACCACUGCAGAUGGGCUAUGCUAGCUGUCCCCGGAAUCCUGGUGCCCGAGGCUCUGGGCUUGGGCAACUGGGUCAAGGCCCAGGAAUGGGCCGCGAUCCCGGGCGGGCAGGCGACUUAUUUGGGCAACCCGGUUCCGUGGGGCACCCUACCCACCAUCUUGGUGAUCGAGUUCUUAGCCAUAGCCUUUGUAGAGCACCAAAGGAGCAUGGAGAAGGACCCGGAAAAGAAGAAGUACCCGGGCGGGGCAUUCGACCCGCUCGGCUACUCCAAGGACCCGAAAAAGUUUGAAGAGUACAAGGUCAAGGAGAUCAAGAAUGGUCGUCUUGCGAUGUUGGCGUUUGUGGGAUUCUGCGUGCAGCAAUCAGCAUACCCGGGAACAGGGCCGUUGGAGAAUUUGGCGAAGCAUUUGGCUGACCCGUGGCACAACAACAUCGGCGACGUUCUCAUUCCUCUUUCCUAAAAUGUCGAAUCUUGUUUCACUAUGCUCAUUUGUGUACAAAUUUGAACACAUCUAUCUUAUCAUCACCACCAACACUUUCUCAA